AUGGACCAUUUUGAAUAACCAUCAGCAAAAUUGCUUUAUCUAAUCAAUGAAAUGAAUAGGCUGAACAUGAUCACACAACUGGAGAAGUGCACUUUGAAAUAGUUCGUUUUGGAAGAGCAUCAAGGAAUAUAUGAUCUUUUAAAACAAUAUCCAAAGAGUGAUACAGAACUUGAAUUGGCUGAGGCCAUAAUAAUCCUAUUGAGAGGAGCACCAAAUUCGGAGUAGUAAUAGUUUUAGGAUGACAGUCAAUAUUAAGCGGAUUUGUAAAUAUAGGAAGAUCUUGAGUCUCCAUUGGGUAAUCAGCUCAUGAACAGAAAGAAGGGACAAUAGAAAAAAAAUAAGCAUCAAGACAGCAAGCCUUUUGACUUAAAUAAAAUUCAAUGA
Molecule: messenger RNA, 384 nt
Organism: Paramecium tetraurelia
Lineage: Eukaryota; Ciliophora; Oligohymenophorea; Peniculida; Parameciidae
Exons: 4
Source: RefSeq, a predicted model, not a curated record